AUGCUUCAAAAUCACCAACCACAACCCUUACAAAUAAUAUCACCACAUGUUGUGGGUGACCCAUUUUUCCCAACCGUCGGUCAGCGAAGAGAUCGAUGGGUCUUAGAAAGAACUCUGGGUUCUGGUGGAUUUGGUACUGUGACACUUUGGAAAAAUGAGGAAACUGAAGAGGAGAUAGCUAUUAAAAAAUGUCGUUUAGAAGGCAAUAUGUCUCAGAAGAACUGUAAAAGAUGGCAGAUAGAGGUGGAUAUCAUGAAGAGACUAAAACAUGAGAAUGUAGUUGCAGGAUUAGAUGUUCCACCCGGUUUGGAAUCUCUACAAGACAAUUUGCCAUUGUUAGCCAUGGAAUACUGCUCUGGUGGAGAUUUAAGAAAGGUAUUAAAUAGUCCUAAGAAUUGUUGUGGAGUGAGUGAAUAUGAGGUGCGAUGUUUAGCCUAUGAUAUAUCAGCUGCUGUGGAGUAUCUACAUAGUAAUAGAAUUAUACAUCGUGAUCUUAAACCUGAGAAUAUUGUUCUACAACCAACAGGAGAAAGGACUAUGUACAAGUUAAUAGAUUUAGGUUAUGCCAAAGAAUUAGACCAGAGCAGUGUUUGUCAAUCAUUUGUUGGUACUCUACAAUAUUUGGCGCCAGAAUUAUAUAUAGGACAGAAAUAUACUCAAACGGUAGAUUACUGGUCAUUUGGUACUGUAAUAUUUGAAGCUUUAACUGGUACUCGACCAUUCUUACCCAAUUCACCACCGCUACAAUGGCAUAAUGAAGUCAUGAAGAAAUCUCAGGAUGAUAUUUGUGCUUAUUUUGGUAAUGAUGGAACUGUCAAAUUCACAAAGAAAUUAUUAACUCCUAAUCAUUUGACCAAAACGAUGCAGAAAUAUUUUGAAGAUUGGUUACGACAGAUGUUGAGAUGGGACCCGAAAACUCGCGGCGGCGGUAUGUCCAAUGAAAAACGCCAAAAUUGUUUUCUUCUAUUGGACAGAAUUCUUUCUAUCAAAAUUUCCAAUAUUCUGUAUGUAGAAGCCAAUCAGUUAAUCUCUGUGCCAGUAUCCAGCCAACAAACAAUGCAGGAAUUACAACGUUUAAUAGAACAGCAGACAAAUAUACCAGUAAAUGACCAGGACAUAUUACUGGCCAGUGGAUUAACUCCAGAUUAUAAUAAACCUGCUUCACAAUGUUGGUCAGAACCGCGAGAAGAGGAAUUGUUAGUUUUUCUAUUUAAAAAGAGCGAGACUAAUCUGUCAGCUCGGAAAGAUAAACAACUACCAUUAGCUGUACAGUAUAUUGUUAGAGAACCUAAGGUUAUGUUAGCGUAUUCUGAACAAAAGAAAGCCUGGGCCCAAUCAGUUUACUUCUGUCAAGAACAAAAUAGAGAUUUUCAUCGUUUAAUUGGUAGCCAACAAGCUGUAAUGUUGAGUUUAUUGAGAGCUAACUCAGAAUUUGUACGUCUAAAAAAUCAGAUGUCAGCUGAAGUUGGCCAGAUGUUGGCCAGGAAAGAUCAAUUCAAAGAAAGUUUAGAAUUAGACAUGAGCAAAUAUGAGGAUCAAAAGAGUGAAGGAAUUAGGUCAGAACAAAUGUUUUCUAAAUGGGAAAAAACUGCUGAUGAAAUUGAGCAAUAUGAUAAUUUAAAAGGAUAUGCUAAUAAGUUAGAUCAAGAUGCUAGUGUAUUACAAACCAGAAUCAUUGAGUUACAGAAAAGCCCUUUUGCUCGUGGUAAAAACUACACCCAUCUUGCUGACUGUGAAGAUAAAGCCAAGAUUUUGUAUGGAGAAUUAAGACAAGCAGGAAAAGGUAAUCACAGGAAUAAUGUAUUACUAGAACAUACUCAGAUGGUAGAUGCUGUAACUAAAUGCAUGGUACAUAGAGAUAAAGCCGUAUCAGAAAUGAUGUAUCAUAUAAGUAAAAUCUGUCAGUGUCGAGCGCAGUUAAACCAGCUUCUACCAGAUAUUGAGACAUGUUGUCAAGAUAUUAACGCUGCCUGUAAACAACUUGUCUCACAUCAAAAAAGUCGUCAACAUGACAUCUGGAACUUUCUCAAGAUAGCUGUAAGUAUUUUAGUUGUGUAG
Molecule: messenger RNA, 2058 nt
Organism: Lottia gigantea (owl limpet)
Lineage: Eukaryota; Metazoa; Mollusca; Gastropoda; Lottiidae
Exons: 17
Coding region: 1-2058 (685 amino acids)
Biological process (GO): positive regulation of transcription by RNA polymerase II; tumor necrosis factor-mediated signaling pathway; peptidyl-serine phosphorylation
Cellular component (GO): IkappaB kinase complex; cytoplasm
Molecular function (GO): IkappaB kinase activity; protein binding; ATP binding
Source: RefSeq, a predicted model, not a curated record